Molecule: messenger RNA, 941 nt
Organism: Dendrobium catenatum
Lineage: Eukaryota; Viridiplantae; Streptophyta; Magnoliopsida; Asparagales; Orchidaceae
Product: glycine-rich protein A3-like
Exons: 3
Coding region: 135-605 (156 amino acids)
Source: RefSeq, a predicted model, not a curated record
AUAUUUUAAAAUAAAUUUAUAAGAACUUUCCUUUAAAAUCCCUCCGUUUAAUUUGAAUUGACCCAUUUCUGUUCUUCGUUAUCGUUCGCGUUCAUAAGCAUCUGUAGUUCUGAAUCACUUUAGGUGUCAAUAAAAUGGGAGGCGGUAAGGACAAGCAUGAUGGAUCAGAUAGCCAUGAUAAAGGAUUUUUUUCCCAUGGGCAUUCACACCCUCCAGGACACUAUCCACCUGAAGGCUACCCACCGCAAGGGUACCCUCCAGCUCCUGGUGCCUAUCCUACACAAGGGUACCCUCCACAGGGUUAUCCCCCAGAAGGUUACCCGCCAGCUGGGUAUACGCAUCAUGGUUCUUCUGCAUCUCACUCUCAAGGACAUGGAACUCACUUGGGAGCAGUGGUAGCUGGUGGUACUGUUGCUGCUGCCAUCGCCGCUGCCACAGCUUACGGAGCUCACCACAUGACACAUGAGAGUCAUCAUGGAGAAUACAAAGCACAUGGUCAUCAUGGUGGUGAGUUCAAGCAUCAUGGCAAACAUCAUGGUAAAUUCAAGCAUGGGAAGCAUGGCAAACAUGGAAACUUUGGAGGCAAGUUCAAGAAGUGGAAGUGAAUAAUGAUACAUGAGCUCUACUUAGGCUUCGUUUUAGACAACUUUCUUACUAUUUCUUAAAACAGCUUUUUAGUACAAAAAUUAAAAUCUUUGUACUAAAAAGCAGCUUUAAGAAGCAGGAAGAAAGCCGUCUCAAAUGAAACCUUACGCCGGUUCUUAAAAUCUUUCAACUUAUAGCUCGAAUAAUGUUUGUUUCCAGUACUUUAAAUCUUCGACAAACUUUCUGCAAGGGCAUUUGAAUAUCUGUGGUUUUCUUUCUUCUUUUGACUAUGCUUCAAAUACACACUCUUACUAUUGCUGACACUUUCUAGCUGGAUAUUUAUGUGGUUCAGACAA